Drosophila gunungcola (fruit fly) is the source of this 3463-nucleotide messenger RNA. RefSeq lists its product as uncharacterized. Bases 46 to 3312 code for a protein of 1088 amino acids. The transcript is spliced from 9 exons. The record is from RefSeq and is a predicted model, not a curated record. NCBI's taxonomy places the organism in Eukaryota, Metazoa, Arthropoda, Insecta, Diptera, Drosophilidae.
UAAGGCGAGAAGGCAGUAUACGCUCGAUACUGCGGUUGAUCGGAGAUGACGGACGACUACACCGAAAGUGCGCCGGUAGUGUGUACUACCCAUGGAAAAGUGCAGGGAACUCUGCUUAAAUCGCUGUAUGACGAGCGGUUCUACGCUUUUGACGGCAUCCCAUAUGCUGUUCCUCCGCUCGGAACUCUGCGCUUCAAGGAACCGCAUGACCUGAAGCCUUGGCACGGAGUUCGAGAUUGCUCCAAGCCCUUGAACAAGUGCCUACAAGUGAGCUCCUACACCAAGUUGGUGGAGGGUUCCGAGGAUUGCCUGUAUCUGAAUGUUUCUGUGAAAACUCUGCUCGGCGAACCUAUGCCCAUUAUGGUCUAUAUCCAUGGAGGUGCCUUUAAGGGCGGCGAUUCUUCGAGACGAGCUUGGGGUCCUGACUAUUUUAUGAAGGAAAAGGUGGUCUAUAUAAGCAUUGGGCAUCGACUGGGGCCUUUGGGCUUUCUGAGUUUUGAGGAUCCCACACUAGAGGUCCCUGGCAACGCCGGGCUCAAGGACGUAAUCCUGGCCCUUCAGUGGAUCAAGGCGAAUGCGGCCAACUUCAAUGGCGACCCGGACAGAAUAACGAUCUUUGGCCACAGCUCCGGCAGCAUGACGGUUCAGCUGCUGCUGGCCAGUCCGCGAACAGAAGGACUCUUCAACAAGGCCAUCCUAAUGGCUGGCUUCUCCAUGGAGCUGAAUCGCCUGCCUGAUGUGGAAUUCCGCCUGGCCAAACACCUGGGCUACGAGGGAGACAAUGUCGACAGCCAGGUCUUGGGGUUCCUCUUGAAGGCAGAUCCGCACCUGCUCGUCUCUGCGGACUUCUUCACUCCGGCGGAGAAGAGUCAAGGCCACGUCAUGGCCUUUGUUCCCAGCGUAGAGCGAUAUGCCAGCCCAAAGGCAGCUCUCCUGUCGGAGCCCGUCGACCUCCAGCGCACUGCUUGGAGCAACCGCAUCCCCAUUAUCCUGGGCGCCAACAGUGGAGAGGGCUUGACCAGCAUUAAUUUCAUCAAAACCAACCCUACUUGGCUCAAGGACUUCCAGCACAACCCCGAGCGGGUGCUGCCGUGGACUCUGAGGAAUCGCUGUGAUCCCGGACUGCGGCGUCAGUUGGGCCAGGCGCUGAUCAACCACUUCUGCCAGGCCCACGGACACGAGCUGACUGCCAGCCACACGGACGCAUUGGCGGACCUCUUCACUCAUAGCAUGGUGCAUGCCCUGGACCGACUCAUCCGAGCCAGGUUGUCCUACGGCCAGGCACCCACCUACCUCUACCGCUUCGACUUCGACUCGCCGGACUUCAACUUCUACCGCAUCCGCUUCAUGGGGAAGGAGCAACGGGGAGUCGGCCAUGUGGACGAGCUGGGUUACAUAUUUGUGAUCCCAGCCACCUUUAAAUUGGACCCAUCUCGACCCGAGCUCACCGCUAUCCGCCGCAUGGUGGCCAUGCUCGUGCACUUCGCCGCCACCUCGGACCCCAAUGCACCACUCACCAAGUCUCUGGUGGAUUGGAAGCCCGUCUCCCGGUUCGGCAAAAGAAUGGCUCUCAACAUCAGCGAGGAACUAAGGUUCAUUCCCCAACCAGAGAUGCCUAAGCUCAAGUUCUUCGAUCGGCUCUUCGAAAUUGCGGGAUUUACGGACAACACGCGCUGCGAACGGACGAUGUCGGAGAACAGCCAGGAGACUUGCGAACUUACCCUGCCCCUGGGCCAAAUAAAGGGCGUCAAGCGGCGCAGCCUCUACGAUGACACCUACUUAGCUUCGAGAAGAUCCCCUUUGCGAAGCCUCCAGUGGGAGAGCUGCGAUUCAAGGCCCCGGUGCCGGCAGAGGCGUGGCCCGGGGUUUUGGAUUGCACCCACUUUGCGGAGAAGCCAACCCAGAGGAGUUUGCUUGACGAGCGUUAUUGAAGGGACCGAGGACUGCCUGUACCUGAACGUCUACUCCAAGCAGUUGAAGACCGACAAGCCGUUGCCGGUAAUGGUCUACAUUUACGGCGGGGCCUUCACAAUAGGUGAGGCAACGCGCGAUGUCUACGGCCCGGACUACUUCAUGGCCAAAGAUGUGGUCCUGGUAACUCUCAACUAUCGCGUUGAUUGUUUAGGAUUUCUCUCUCUCGAGGAUCCUAGCCUAGAGAUACCAGGAAACGCCGGCCUCAAGGAUCAGGUGCUGGCUAUAAAGUGGGUCAAGCAGUACAUUUCCAACUUCAACGGCGAUGAUAAUAACAUUACGGUGUUCGGAGAGAGUGCCGGCGGGUGUUCCACCCACUUUAUGAUGUGCUCGGAACAGACCAGGGGACUGUUCCACAAGGCCAUUCCCAUGUCGGGCACUGUGCACAACUACUGGUCCAAUAACCCACGUGAGGACUUCGCCUUCCGCCUGGCCCAGCAGUACGGCUUCACUGGCGAAAAUGUAGACGCCAAGGUGCUGGAGCACCUUCGAGGAGUUCCUGCCAGAGACCUGGUUAACCACAAUCUGAUAACACCCGAGCACCGAAGGAACGGCCUGCUCUUCGCCUUCGGUCCCACCGUGGAGUCGUACGUGGGUGCGGACUGCGUGCUGCCCAAGCCGCCUGUGGAAAUGGCCCGAGAUGCGUGGUCAAACAGUUUGCCCAUUAUGCUGGGCGGAACCUCUUUCGAGGGCCUCUUCAUGUAUCCAGGUGUGUCCGCCAAUCUCAAGGCCUUGGACAGCCUGAACCAGGACCCCACGAGGAUGGUGCCGCGUGAUGUGCGGGACGUCAGCAGCCAGCAGGAGAGUCUUGAGUUCAGCAAGCGUCUGAUCAAAGCCUACUUCGGAGAUUCCCCACCCAGUUCAGAGCUCUUCAUGAACAUGCUCGAUUUCUACUCCUAUAAGGUCUUCUGGCACGGCUUCAAUCGCACUUUGAACGCAAGACUCGCCUAUGCAAAGGCACCCACCUAUUUCUACCGCUUCGACUUCGACUCUCCGAACUUUAACUUUUACCGGAAAAAGUUCUGCGGGGACAACAUUAAGACUGGUGUGGCCCAUGCCGACGAUCUGAGCUAUUUGUUCAGGAACGCACUUUCUUGGAAACUGGAAAAGUCAUCUGCUGAAUACCGCACCAUCGAACGGAUGGUUGGUAUUUGGACGGCGUUCGCAGCGACCUCGAAUCCCAACUGCCCGGAAAUUGGUCAAGUGGACUGGAGGCCAUCGACGAAGGCUGAUCCCAAGCCAGUGCUCAACAUCAGUAACGAAGUGAAGAUUAUUGAUUUGCCCGAGUAUGAAAAACUUCAGAUUUGGGAUGGAAUCUACAAGCCGGAUCAAUUAAUCUAAGCCGAACAUAUAGUUAAUUGCUUAAUGCCAUUAUAACAGGUUUUAAAAAGAAUACUGUUUUAAAACAUUGUUGUGUUAAAUUACCUAUUAAAACAAAGUAAAAUAUUUUUGUGUUCUUUAAACUAGGCAUUUCCACAAUAAAACUGAUUUC